Trypanosoma grayi is the source of this 1266-nucleotide messenger RNA. RefSeq lists its product as hypothetical. The coding region runs from base 1 to 1266 and encodes 421 amino acids. The transcript has a single exon. The record is from RefSeq and is a predicted model, not a curated record. Lineage: Eukaryota; Euglenozoa; Kinetoplastea; Trypanosomatida; Trypanosomatidae.
AUGCGGGGCCUCAGUCCCUCCUCGCUGUCGAGCUCCGGCACUCUCUUCGAUGAGGCGGCGGCGUCUGACAAGACAUCCGUGUCUCGGUUAAUUGACGUGCUCGCCGCGCCCCGAGACGCUGGUGGAUUUGGCGGGACGCUGCGCUAUUGCGACGUGGGACUGCUGCUGCAGCAGAUUGAGUGCAAAUGGGACACGGAUCGCCUUGACGACUGCUGGUACGACAUGGUCAAGGGAUUUCCGGUGACUGUCGUUGACGACAUGCCCUGGGCUGCGCAGUGCAUCCAUGAGCACCUGCAUGGAGAGGCUGUUCAGUUUGUGCUGCGGUCGCCCGCUGCACCGACACGAGACGACCCUCACGUUUCGCCACAGCGAGCACAAGACAUCGACCGAAUGACCACCGAGCCGCAUGUCUCACGGUCGAGUAGUCGCAACGCACCACCACCACCACCACCACCACCACCACCAAAGCAACAGUCACCACCACCACCACCGAGUGAUCAUCCAGCAGGCAACGGGCGCUCGAGAACACCUGGAAACGCGCGUUUCGCGUCGCCAACGCUGUCAAGUAUGCGACGGAUCCGCUCGGUUGCGGCGCCGUCGCGGCGCAGGAGCCCUGGAAUUGCCUCUCCACGGAGAGGACGCUCGCCACCGCCGACGAGCGACGAUGUAUUCAACCGGCUCAUAGAGGACGCCAAAGAUAGAAGAAGGAGGGCAACGACACCAACACCAGCGGCAACAACGCCAAUAUACAACUCGACCACAGCUGCAAAGGGAGCCUCGGAUCACUCUUCCUCCCCGCGCCAGUCACUUCGGCGGGCGUCGCCGACUGCGCCACAAUUUAACCGGCCAACAAAGUCGUACGAAGCGAAGUUGGCUCCUGAGCCUGAGCUGCUGGAUCGCAUAGAAGCUGCUGCGCCCACUCCACACGUGGAGCGGCGUGCCCCGCUUGGCCCAUCGUCGUAUGUGCCGCCGGGCUACGUCGAGGCGGUGGCGCGCCUGCGCGGAUUUGCUGCGUCGCGCAAUCACUAUCAGUUCGUGGACUCGCUGCGUGCCGAAUCACCCGCCCCUGUGGUGGCGGAGCGGUCGCCAAUUCUACGUCUGCCGCUACCAGAUAGUGGGGACGGGAAGAGAGUCGUCGAUGUGCGCCUGGCGAGUCCAGUGCGGUCGCGCCACCAUGUGAUACCGCGGGAUGUACCGUACGAUGAUCCGUCGCGUGUGCUCAUUCAAGAUGUUCUCUGUGGAAAGCGAUUUCGGUGCCGCCAGUAG